UCCUUAUUGCAACAAAUUAUUCUGUAUUCAUCGUUAUCUUAUAACAUAAAAGUUAACCUUGAACUAAACAGAUUUAGCGCCUGAAAAUGUAACGUACCUACUACCUACUACCUAUCAGUUUAUCACAGUUUUUUUUUACACAAAGUAAAACAUUCUUUGAAGUUAUUAUACCAAGUGAGAAUACCAAUGUUUAAUUGUUAGGGGAGAUACUACGUCGUGCUUUUAUAAUUAUAUCGCUGAUUGAAUGAAUAUUGUAUAUUUCACUCAACCGUUGUAUGAACACAGCUUGCUAUUUAUACGGACGCAAAAUAUCUAAUAUAAAUGAUAUUUACAAACCAGAAAAAAAUUACAAUAUUUGAUUAGCGGUAGUUUAUUAAUCAUAUUACCCAUUUUAUUCUCGGUUAAAGUUCAGAGAAGCUACAUAAAAAUAAUUUUAAUUUGUCACAAUGUUAUUAAUACUUCUAGUUUCUCUUAAUUUGCAAGAAGGGAGUAGUUCUGAUUGCUCAGCUCCUAGUGUGACAACGGUUAGUGGGACACAUGCUCCUCAAGGAAAGAUUUGCCCAGGGGAUUUGAUAUUCCAGGACAAUUUCGAUGACUUCAAACUACCUGUUUGGCAACACGAGCUGACACUGGGGGGAGGAGGCAAUUGGGAAUUCCAAUGGUACAACAAUAACAGGACUAAUAGUUAUGUCGAGAAUGGUAUUCUGCACAUCAAACCAACUUUGCUAGCAGAUGAAAAAGGAGAAAGUUUUUUGUAUUCUGGGACCUUGGACGUAAACGGGGGAUCACCCGCAGAUCAGUGCACAAACCCACAGUGGUAUGGAUGUGUUCGUACUGGUAAUAAAGUCCACGUCCUCAACCCUAUAAAAAGCGCUCGUAUUCGCACUGUUGAUUCAUUUGCUUACAAAUAUGGGAAAAGUGAGGUUAGAGCAAAACUUCCCUCUGGAGAUUGGCUAUGGCCAGCAAUAUGGAUGAUGCCUCGUUGGAACUCCUACUCCAGCUGGCCAGCAUCUGGCGAAAUAGACAUAAUGGAAAGCCGUGGUAACAAAAAUUUAGUCACCUCCAAUGGCAUUAAUAUUGGAACACAGCAGGUAGGCAGUACCCUUCACUGGGGCCCAAAUCCAGACUACAAUAAAUUCAUGCAGACACAUUUCGAGAAAAAUAAUAAGUCUGGUUACGAUUCAGACUUCCACAAAUAUCAAUUAGAAUGGACACCAGAAAAAAUCGUAUUUUCUCUGGACGAUACAGUGAUCGGAACAGUGACCCCACCAGAUGGUGGUUUCUGGGAACUCGGAAACCUUGCUGCUACGGGAGUAGAAAACCCGUGGAAGAGGAACUCUAAAAUGGCGCCGUUCGAUCAAGAGUUCUAUAUCAUUAUAAAUUUAGCAAUUGGUGGAAUUGGUUACUUUCCCGACGAUGCUAACAAUCCUGGAGGCAAACCAUGGCUUAACACAUCACCGAAAGCUUUAACAGAUUUUUGGGAAGGUCGUGAGCAAUGGCUUCCCACGUGGAAUAUGACAACAGAUGAUACUCAUCUCCAAAUUGAUUAUGUACGAGUAUGGGCUCUCUAACUUCUUAGUUAAAUUCAGGGUGAGUCAGGAAGAAUACACGGGGGAGGAUUCUAUAAGGAAAAAUAAAAAAAUACACAUAUUGUCAUUCGAUUUUCAUUUGUUUCCAACGUUAUAGCGCUUUGAUAAAAUACCCUACAAACAUUGGGUUACUUUGUAUACCUCGCUUUCUAAAGUUCAAUAGUAUAAGGUCUUGAAAUCUUGGAGUUUAAUUAUUAGUAAAAUACUUAAUUAGUACUUAAAUAGAACGUUAACAUUUCAAUGGUUAUUCAACUGAAAGUUAAGGUAUCAGUAACGUUAUUAUAAGGGUCGUGUUCUUACUGGGAAGAAAAUCAGAUAAUAUGUUCAUAUAAUUUUUUAACACAAACAUGGGGUUUAUUCAUCCUUCCUACUCACCCUGUAUACAUAAUAUACAAUGUUUGUAUAAAUGAGAAGGUACUAAUAGUACCAGAUAACAUAUUUUUAAACAAAAUAUACCUUCAUCCAAAUUGGUUUCAUUUGGGAAUAAUUAAAAAAAUAUUUUUGGAAAUAUGAAACCAAUGAACGAUUAUCAGAUUUUGCAUUAGGUACAGUAAUAUAAUCUUCUAUUGGCACAAAAUGUCACCCCAAUACAGAUAUGUAGCCUCAGAUAUGCAGUUAUCAUAACCAGACUCGUUAUGAAAAUAAAAAAAUAUGUAAUUGGAAAGAAUUACAUUUAAGAGACAAAAAUUUCAAAAAUAUUUUAUAAUUUGUACCUAUACACCUUACCUUACCUUGCCUUGCCUUGCCUUACCUUAC
Anoplophora glabripennis (Asian longhorned beetle) is the source of this 2345-nucleotide messenger RNA. RefSeq names its product beta-1,3-glucan-binding protein-like. Gene Ontology annotation, molecular function: hydrolase activity, hydrolyzing O-glycosyl compounds. The transcript has 4 exons. The coding region runs from base 447 to 1571 and encodes 374 amino acids. The record is from RefSeq and is a predicted model, not a curated record. Lineage: Eukaryota; Metazoa; Arthropoda; Insecta; Coleoptera; Cerambycidae. Gene Ontology annotation, biological process: carbohydrate metabolic process.